CUUCACCACCCCCGCCAUUUAAGAGUUUUCCUCCUUCAUAACACUACUGCAUACCCCUGGAAUCCCCAAUCUGCCACAUAUACUCACAAUGGUGUCCCAAAGCGUGUUGAUGCUCGGUGCCGGGUUCGUGACGAGACCGACCCUCGAUAUCCUUUCCGAGUCGGGCAUCCCCGUCACUGUAGCUUGCAGGACCCUUGAGUCCGCCAAGGCCCUCUCCGCCGGGGUCAAGAACGCCACCCCCAUCUCCCUCGAUGUGACCAGUGACCAGGCCUUGGAUGCCGAGGUCGCGAAGCACGACCUUGUCAUCAGCUUGAUCCCCUAUACCUUCCAUGCCACCGUCAUCAAGUCGGCCAUCCGUCAGAAGAAGCAUGUCGUCACCACAAGCUAUGUUUCGCCGGCUAUGCUGGAGCUCGACCAACAGUGCAAGGAUGCCGGCAUCACUGUCAUGAAUGAGAUUGGCUUGGACCCGGGUAUCGAUCAUCUUUACGCCGUUAAGACCAUCGAGGAAGUCCACAAGGAGGGAGGGAAGAUCACAUCGUUCUUGUCAUACUGCGGAGGUCUACCGGCACCCGAGAACUCCGGAAACCCCUUGGGAUACAAAUUCUCCUGGUCUCCCCGCGGAGUGCUGCUGGCCCUGAGAAAUGCUGCCAGUUUCUACAAGGAUGGCAAGGUCGUCAAUGUGGCUGGUCCAGACCUGAUGGCUACUGCCAAGCCGUACCACAUCUACCCCGGGUUUGCUCUUGUUGCCUAUCCCAAUAGAGAUUCGACCCCGUACAAGGAGCGCUACAACAUCCCUGAGGCGCAGACUAUCAUCAGAGGUACUCUGAGAUACGGAGGCUUCCCGGAGUUUGUUAAGGUCCUUGUCGACAUUGGCUUCCUUAAGGAUGAAGAGCAGAGCUUCCUCAAGGAACCCAUUUCCUGGAAGGAGGCCACGCAAAAGGUCCUUGGUGCUUCAUCGUCUGAUGAGAAGGACCUCAUCGAGGCCAUCUCUGCCAAGGCCACUUUUGAGAAUGACCAACAGAAGGAGCAUCUCUUGGCUGGUCUCAAGUGGGUUGGACUCUUCUCGUCGGAAAAGAUCAUCCCCAAGGGCAACCCCCUAGAUACCAUCUGCGCCACUCUCGAAAAGAAGAUGCAGUUCGGCGAAGGAGAACGGGAUCUCGUGAUCCUGCAACACAAGUUCGAAGUCGAGUUGAAGGACGGCAGCAAGCAGACCAGACUCUCCACUCUCGUCGAGUACGGCAGCACAGAGCCAAACGGCUACUCGGCUAUGGCCAAGCUUGUCGGCGUGCCUUGCGCGGUUGCUGUCAAGCAAGUUCUCAAUGGAACCAUCGCUGAGAAGGGUGUUCUUGCUCCGAUGAACAGCAAGCUCAAUGAUCCCUUGAUCAAGGAGCUCAAGGAGAAGUACGGCAUUGCGUGCAAGGAGGAGAUUGUUGCGUAAACUCAAAAAUUUAAAAGUGGUAGAAUACGAUCAUACAAUGGAGCAGAACUCUGUAGAGACAGUGUCAUCUAAAACACCCAUGACUCAAAGCCCACGUGCUCUUCUCGAAGGGACAAUAAUCCAG
Molecule: messenger RNA, 1562 nt
Organism: Aspergillus heteromorphus CBS 117.55
Lineage: Eukaryota; Fungi; Ascomycota; Eurotiomycetes; Eurotiales; Aspergillaceae
Gene: lys9
Product: saccharopine dehydrogenase (NADP+, L-glutamate-forming)
Exons: 13
Coding region: 89-1438 (449 amino acids)
Cellular component (GO): cytoplasm
Molecular function (GO): saccharopine dehydrogenase activity
Source: RefSeq, a predicted model, not a curated record